Molecule: messenger RNA, 1763 nt
Organism: Botrytis cinerea B05.10
Lineage: Eukaryota; Fungi; Ascomycota; Leotiomycetes; Helotiales; Sclerotiniaceae
Exons: 5
Coding region: 74-1606 (510 amino acids)
Cellular component (GO): oxoglutarate dehydrogenase complex; mitochondrion
Molecular function (GO): dihydrolipoyl dehydrogenase (NADH) activity; flavin adenine dinucleotide binding
Source: RefSeq, a predicted model, not a curated record
GUCCGUCCGGUAACUAAACAAACGGCGGCGACCCUAAAACUUGUUGAAUAACACAACAGUACCUUCAUACAAAAUGCUUCGCAGUUUAUUAGUGCCCAGAGCGACCAUCAGGUCUGCUUUCAGACAACAAUCCUCUCUUCCUAAGAUAGUUGCCCCUUCAGGAAUUGCAAACUUGUCGCGACGAGGAUAUGCCACUGAAGCUGAGGAGCAAGAUUUGGUUAUCAUCGGAGGUGGUGUUGCAGGAUAUGUUGCCGCUAUCAAAGCUGGUCAAGAGGGCAUGAAAGUAACAUGUAUAGAAAAACGUGGAACUCUUGGAGGAACAUGUUUGAACGUCGGUUGUAUUCCCUCGAAAGCUCUACUCAACAAUUCGCAUCUUUACCACCAAAUUUUACAUGACACCAAAGCUCGCGGUAUCGAAGUCGGAGAUGUCAAACUCAACUUGCAACAAAUGAUGCAGUCGAAAGACACUGCCGUCGCCGGACUUACAAAGGGUGUUGAAUUUUUGUUCAAGAAGAACAAUGUCAAAUACGUCAAGGGUACUGCUACAUUUACUGGCGAGCACGAGGUCAAAGUCAACCUUUCAGAGGGUGGAGAAGAGACUGUUGUUGGAAAGAACAUCCUUAUCGCUACUGGUAGCGAAGCUACACCAUUCCCAGGACUCGAGGUUGACGAGAAGAGAAUCAUCACCAGCACAGGAGCUAUCGCGCUGGAGAAGGUUCCAGAGAGCAUGGUUGUUAUUGGUGGGGGUAUUAUUGGUCUAGAGAUGAGCUCUGUCUGGUCAAGACUUGGUACGAAGGUUACCGUUGUUGAAUUCUUACCUCAAAUUGGUGGACCAGGAAUGGAUGCUGAAAUCGCAAAAUCAUCGCAAAAGAUCCUCAAGAAGCAAGGCAUUGACUUCAAGCUUAACACUAAGGUCAUGGGUGGUGAUGUUACUGGUGAGAAGGUCAAGCUUAGCCUUGAGGCUGCAAAGGGUGGCAAAGAAGAAACCAUUGACGCGGAUGUCGUGCUCGUUGCUAUUGGACGAAGACCAUACACCGCAGGUCUCGGAUUAGAGAACAUCGGUCUCGAGACCGACGACAAGGGAAGAUUGGUCAUCGACUCAGAAUACCGAACCAAGCUGCCUCACAUUCGAGUUGUUGGUGACUGCACCUUCGGACCUAUGCUUGCCCACAAGGCCGAGGAAGAGGCUGUUGCAGUCGUUGAGUACAUCAAGAAGGGAUACGGACACGUCAACUACGCAGCCAUCCCAUCUGUCAUGUACACCCAUCCAGAAGUCGCAUGGGUUGGCCAAAACGAACAGGAGCUCAAGGCUGCUGGCACCAAGUACAAGAUCGGCACAUUCCCAUUUUCAGCAAACUCAAGAGCGAAGACCAACUUGGACACUGAAGGUAUGGUAAAGAUGCUUGCCGAUGCUGAGACUGAUAGAAUCCUUGGUGUUCACAUCAUUGGACCAAAUGCUGGAGAGAUGAUUGCAGAAGCUACAUUGGCUAUCGAAUAUGGCGCAUCAAGUGAGGAUAUUGGACGCACGUGUCACGCACAUCCAACUUUGGCAGAGGCAUUUAAAGAGGCUGCUAUGGCUACCUACGGCAAGGCUGUUCAUUACUAGAAGAGGAUUAAACAUGGUGGUGGCGUGGUUUGAUAAUGAAUUGUGCGAGCAUAAAGCAUGAGCAUGAGACUGAAAUUUGUGAUUCGUGUAAGAUAUGGCUACAUAAAUCAUGUGCAGUACUCAUUGAUAACCUAUGAAACCCUAGAAUUUCUGAAUA